AUGGAUCUAGAAAUAAAACAAUGUAGGGAUACGCUGGGCGGUGAGGUUGGAACCAACGUACGCGCAAUACUCGCAGAACUUCGGGCAUCAGAGUUUGAUAAAUGGUCACAAAUGCCGCAGAGAGGAAUAGGAAUAAAAUGGUUUAAAUCAUUUACCCCUGCGAACAGCUGGGUAUCAAAUAAAUUAGGCAUAACUAGUAGCGACUGGUGCAAUGGCAUUAAGAUGUCAAUGAAUUCAAUGUCAAAUCGUGCGACGGGAGGUCGGAGUCAGGGAAACCGCCACUGCAGGAAUCCUCCUUGCGGUGAGAAAAACACAAUUGAAACGCUUUCCCAUAUCCGAGGCUCUUGUCCGAGAUCCGAGCUGCUCAGAAACGCUGCACACCAUAAAAUUCGCACCCAGCUAGCUAAUCUAUUUCGGGAAAAAGGAUUCGAAGUACAUGAAGAGGUACACUGCUUGGCACUCUCCGACGAUAACAACCAUCAUAACAGGAGAGCAGAUAUAGUCAUCCUUGACCGGACAAAGGACAAAGGAAUGAUUAUGGACCCUACACUCCGAUGGGAAACAAACGAGGAUAAUCAAGACAAAUUAGUGGACGAAGAAAAUAAAUCUAUCUACGAGCCAACAGUCCCUUUCUUCAAAGAAAAAUACCAAAUAAAUAAUUGGGAAGUUCAUGGCCUAUGGUUCGGAGCACGUGGGACUGCAUCCCCUCUGCUUAAAGACUUCUUCAAAAACAAGGCAUUAGAUCUAAGAGAACUAAAAGAUAUUUCUUUGACUGUCAUGAGAGACACACUUAAUAUUAUCCAUAAGCAUUUAUACUCUUAA
Aphis gossypii (cotton aphid) is the source of this 822-nucleotide messenger RNA. RefSeq lists its product as uncharacterized. The transcript has a single exon. The record is from RefSeq and is a predicted model, not a curated record. Lineage: Eukaryota; Metazoa; Arthropoda; Insecta; Hemiptera; Aphididae. Bases 1 to 822 code for a protein of 273 amino acids.